CCACAGACUAUAUCAGCCCCAAACUCGACUCCUCCCACUACUUUUUCUUCAUCGAAUUGCUCUCUCCCACUUGCACUACACAGACAUCGACGUCUCUCUGCUUGCUCUUACCCACACGCAUUAGAAGAGCUCAGCAACCGAACUACCCCGCCUAACUCUCAACACCCACACAACCGCCACCAUGUCUGGGGAGACCUUCGAGUUCCAGGCUGAGAUCUCUCAGCUGCUCGGCCUCAUCAUCAACACCGUCUACUCAAACAAGGAGAUCUUCCUGCGAGAACUCAUCUCCAACGCCUCCGACGCCCUCGACAAGAUCCGAUAUGAAGCCCUCUCAGACCCAAGCAAGCUCGACAGCGGCAAGGAUCUCCGCAUCGACAUCAUCCCCAACAAGGAGGCUAAGACCCUCACCAUCCAAGAUAGCGGUAUUGGUAUGACCAAGGCCGAUCUCAUCAACAACCUGGGUACGAUCGCCCGCUCAGGCACAAAGCAGUUCAUGGAGGCGCUGUCAGCCGGUGCCGACAUCUCCAUGAUUGGUCAAUUCGGUGUCGGUUUCUACUCCGCAUACCUCGUCGCCGACCGCGUCACCGUCAUCUCCAAGAACAACGAUGACGAGCAGUACGUCUGGGAGUCCAGCGCUGGUGGCACCUUCAAGAUCACCGAGGACACCGAGGGCGAGCAGAUCGGCCGCGGCACCAAGAUCAUCCUCCACCUCAAGGAUGAGCAGAUGGACUACCUCAACGAGUCCAAGAUCAAGGAGGUCGUCAAGAAGCACUCCGAGUUCAUCUCAUACCCCAUCUACCUUCACGUCCUGAAGGAGACUGAGAAGGAGGUCGAGGAUGAGGACGCCGCCGAGGAGACCACCGAGGGCGACGACAACAAGCCCAAGGUCGAGGAGGUCGACGAUGAGGAGGAGGAGAAGAAGAAGGAGAAGAAGACCAAGAAGGUCAAGGAGUCCAAGAUCGAGGAGGAGGAGCUCAACAAGCAGAAGCCCAUCUGGACUCGCAACCCUCAAGACAUUACCACCGAGGAGUACGCAUCCUUCUACAAGUCCCUCUCCAAUGACUGGGAGGACCACCUUGCCGUCAAGCACUUCUCCGUCGAGGGUCAGCUCGAGUUCCGCGCCAUCCUCUUCGUUCCCAAGCGCGCUCCCUUCGACCUGUUCGAGACCAAGAAGACCAAGAACAACAUCAAGCUCUACGUCCGCCGUGUUUUCAUCACUGACGACGCCACCGACCUGAUCCCCGAGUGGCUCAGCUUCGUCAAGGGUGUCGUCGACUCCGAGGACCUUCCCCUCAACCUGUCCCGUGAGACCCUCCAGCAGAACAAGAUCAUGAAGGUCAUCCGCAAGAACAUCGUCAAGAAGACCCUCGAGCUCUUCAACGAGAUCGCCGAGGACCGUGAGCAGUUCGACAAGUUCUACUCUGCCUUCGGCAAGAACAUCAAGCUCGGUAUCCACGAGGACUCGCAGAACCGCGCUUCCCUCGCCAAGCUGCUCCGCUUCAACUCCACCAAGUCCGGUGAGGAGCAGACCUCGCUUACCGACUACGUCACCCGCAUGCCCGAGCACCAGAAGCAGAUGUACUACAUCACUGGCGAGUCGCUCAAGGCUGUCCAGAAGUCGCCCUUCCUUGACACCCUCAAGGACAAGGGUUUCGAGGUUCUCUUCCUUGUUGACCCCAUUGACGAGUACGCCAUGACUCAGCUCAAGGAGUUCGACGGCAAGAAGCUUGUCGAUAUCACCAAGGACUUCGAGCUUGAGGAGUCCGAGGAGGAGAAGAAGGAGCGUGAGGCAGAGGAGAAGGAGUUCGAGGGUCUCGCCAAGAGCCUCAAGACUGUCCUCGGUGACAAGGUCGAGAAGGUCGUCGUCUCCCACAAGCUUGUCGGCUCACCUUGCGCUAUCCGUACCGGCCAGUUCGGUUGGUCAGCGAACAUGGAGCGUAUCAUGAAGGCCCAGGCUCUCCGUGACACCUCCAUGAGCUCGUACAUGUCUUCCAAGAAGACUUUCGAGAUCUCGCCCAAGUCCGCUAUCAUCAAGGAGCUGAAGCGCAAGGUCGAGGCUGAUGGUGAGGAUGACCGCACCGUCAAGUCCAUCACCCUGCUUCUCUUCGAGACCUCGCUCCUUGUCUCUGGCUUCACCAUUGACGAGCCCGUCCAGUACGCUGAGCGCAUCCACAAGCUCGUCUCUCUCGGCCUGAACGUCGACGAGGAGGUCGAGACCGAGCAAGAGAAGACCGAAGCCGCCGAGGCACCCGCAGCGGCUGGCGAGAGCGCCAUGGAGGAGGUUGACUAAGCGCAUCGCCCAUCUUGACUGGUUUCGAAAAGUUUGGUCGGCGCUCUGAUAUCCCUUUCAUGUGUCAUGGCUUUCUUUCACUUUCUACAUACACCUCACUUGCAUGAUGGACGAAGCUUAAUCUUCGAUGGCGUCUUAGAGUGGUGGUACUUUAUGCAUCACGAGUAAUGGAUAUCCCGAAAUGUAUCUUACGUAGACUUGCCUCUGGGUAGUUUUCAUGAAUGAUGAAAUUUUCAAAUA
Alternaria rosae is the source of this 2530-nucleotide messenger RNA. Its product is annotated as Hsp90 protein-domain-containing protein. Gene Ontology annotation, biological process: cellular response to heat; protein folding; protein stabilization. Gene Ontology annotation, cellular component: cytosol; plasma membrane; perinuclear region of cytoplasm. Bases 182 to 2290 code for a protein of 702 amino acids. The record is from RefSeq and is a predicted model, not a curated record. The transcript has 2 exons. NCBI's taxonomy places the organism in Eukaryota, Fungi, Ascomycota, Dothideomycetes, Pleosporales, Pleosporaceae. Gene Ontology annotation, molecular function: ATP binding; ATP hydrolysis activity; ATP-dependent protein folding chaperone.